Messenger RNA from Paralichthys olivaceus (Japanese flounder), 523 nucleotides. RefSeq names its product ring-box 1, E3 ubiquitin protein ligase (gene rbx1). Gene Ontology annotation, cellular component: nucleus; cullin-RING ubiquitin ligase complex. NCBI's taxonomy places the organism in Eukaryota, Metazoa, Chordata, Actinopteri, Pleuronectiformes, Paralichthyidae. The record is from RefSeq and is a predicted model, not a curated record. Gene Ontology annotation, biological process: ubiquitin-dependent protein catabolic process; protein ubiquitination. Gene Ontology annotation, molecular function: ubiquitin protein ligase activity; zinc ion binding; cullin family protein binding.
GCGGAAAUCAGGUGCUUUCUUCUUCCGGGUUCGUCGCAUCAAACUUCAGGGUUCAUGAUGGCGGCAGCUAUGGAUGUAGACACACCGAGCGGCACCAACAGCGGAGCCAGCAAGAAGCGGUUCGAAGUGAAGAAGUGGAAUGCUGUGGCGCUGUGGGCUUGGGACAUUGUGGUGGAUAACUGCGCUAUCUGUCGAAACCACAUCAUGGAUCUCUGUAUUGAGUGCCAGGCCAACCAGGCUUCUGCAACCUCUGAGGAGUGCACUGUAGCCUGGGGUGUCUGCAAUCACGCCUUCCAUUUCCACUGUAUUUCUCGCUGGCUGAAAACCAGACAGGUGUGCCCUCUAGACAACAGGGAGUGGGAGUUUCAGAAAUAUGGACACUAGCAGUAUUAUUGCUAAUGCCUUUAUUUGCUUCAGUAAGCAUCAUUCAUUAUUCAUCACCAUUUCUUUCCUCUCUGAUUGCUCCCACUUUUAACCCUCACAAUGUUGUAAGUUGAAAAUAAACGUAAAUGUUGUCACAAUA